Aspergillus brunneoviolaceus CBS 621.78 is the source of this 1677-nucleotide messenger RNA. RefSeq lists its product as uncharacterized. Lineage: Eukaryota; Fungi; Ascomycota; Eurotiomycetes; Eurotiales; Aspergillaceae. Gene Ontology annotation, molecular function: protein binding. The record is from RefSeq and is a predicted model, not a curated record. Bases 1 to 1677 code for a protein of 558 amino acids. The transcript has a single exon.
AUGAAUGCGCUCACUGACCCUCGAUUCAGCAGCCUGGUAGGAGCUAUGCCAGAAACCACCUUCGUCGAGGCCUUCCUGCUUCUCUCCCCAGCAUACUUCGUCGAGCCCCAUCGAGAGAUUAUCCGAGCGCUCCAUCCAACCGCGGAACGGAGCAUGGAUAUCAAGCCAUUGCAGGAAACCUUCGACGAAUUCGCCAGCAAACUCGCACAAAUAAUUCGUCUCAGGGUUUCCGCAGGCCUGGCGGAGUUCACCCACCUGCUCGCUUGCGCAGCCGCCAUGGGCGAUGCUCAGAUGGCACGCAGCGCAUGGCAGGCCAUGCAAGAUUGUAAUGUAGAGCCAGAUACCCAGUGUUAUAAUCAUCUCAUGGAGGCCUUGAUCUGGGACGGGACGUUUACCGGGAUGAGAAAAUAUCGGCUGAGAGUGACCCGUUUCUCAUAUAAGAUGCGAAAAAAUGCGCCCAUCGAUUCAGGCUGGUCGGGAUACGGCACCGCAGCACGCAGCGUGCUCAAGUCGGUACGAGUGAUAUUCGCGGAGAUGAUGGCCAAAUCUGUCCCGCCGGAUGAGACCACCUUUGUCAACAUGAUGCUUGCAUCCUGUCGCACAGGCUGGGUUCCGGGGAUCAAGGCUGUUCUGAAAGCCGCCUGGAACAUAGAUGUCGACGAACUGUUGACGGCAAGCGACCAGUCGGGAGCAUCCGAUAUCUACCACACCGACCCUGCUUCAUCCCUUCAUCCCACAGGUCGACUUCUGUUCGCGGUAGCUCACGCCUUCGGAACAAAUAACGAAAUUCAAGCUGCACUUCAUCUAGUGGAAUUCAUCGCUGCCCGUUACAAUAUACCCAUUCCCGAGAAGGUUUGGCUUGAAUUGUUCGAGUGGACGUUUGUCCUGUCACGUCGCAAAUUCGGCCCCGACGCCAAGGAACAGGCGCACACGAGGGUAAAGCCACGUUUCGUGACUCAACUGUUCGAUACGAUGACCACAGAUCCAUACAACGUGAGCCCCACAAUUGAGGCGCGCCUAAAAAUCGCCAAGUUAGCGUGGGACAGUCGUAUUCUCAAGAACUACAUGCCACAAAUGUAUGCUUCAUAUGAGACCCUGAUGGAGACACGUCAAGGGAGAUGGGAGGCGAGGGCAGCCAUCGCGGCGUUUAUGAAGCGGCGCAGGCUACAUAAAAGCCGCGCAGGUUGGCAGUCGCGAGACUUGGCCAACGCAAUACACACCUAUGAUAUCCUCAGACUGCACACAGCCCAACAGACUGAGCUGGUGAGAAAGCUCGCAAGAAACAUGCUGAUCAACAAGCUGUGGACGGGUCGAGACAACCCUGCAUGGUUUAGGUCACUGUUCCCCGUAGCGCUGGAAGAGUGGCGCGACUUCCUCCCGGAGGAUUUCCACUUGAACACUCGUGGAGGAGUAGUGCAUUUCCAUGGAAAAGUUCGCUGGGGUAGCCGGUACCGUUACAGCGGAAAGCGAAUACCGAUUCGGCGACCCACACCCUAUAAUGAUGUCGAGCCGGGUGACGAGGACAAUUAUCUUGACGACGAGUUCUUCUGGGAAGCUCUUUUGCGUCUCGGGCCAGAUAUCGAGCCAAAGUCUGCAACCCUUAAGCGACUAUUCGAGCCGGUUCUGGAGAAGUAUCGUCCCGCAGAAGACGAACUAAUCAUGUUGAGCCGCAAUUGA